Molecule: messenger RNA, 6695 nt
Organism: Amblyraja radiata (thorny skate)
Lineage: Eukaryota; Metazoa; Chordata; Chondrichthyes; Rajiformes; Rajidae
Product: myosin-10
Exons: 33
Coding region: 213-5033 (1606 amino acids)
Biological process (GO): actomyosin structure organization; mitotic cytokinesis; regulation of cell shape
Cellular component (GO): cytoplasm; myosin filament; myosin II complex
Molecular function (GO): actin filament binding; ATP binding; microfilament motor activity
Source: RefSeq, a predicted model, not a curated record
CGAAGGAUUCAACAACUACCGAUUCCUAUCCAAUGGCUAUGUUCCCAUCCCUGGACAACAAGAGAAGGACAACUUCCAAGAAACUAUGGAGGCAAUGCAUAUCAUGGGUUUCUCCCAUGAGGAAAUUCUGUCGAUGCUGAAAGGUGGCCUCAUCAGCACUGCAGUUUGGCAAUAUUGUGUUUAAGAAGGAAAGGAACACAGAUCAAGCAUCAAUGCCGGACAACACAGCUGCUCAGAAACUCUGUCACCUGCUGGGAAUGAAUGUAAUGGAAUUCACUCGCGCUAUACUCACCCCACGCAUCAAAGUUGGCCGCGACUAUGUUCAGAAAGCGCAGACCAAAGAACAGGCUGACUUUGCUAUUGAAGCAUUAGCAAAGGCUACAUACGAACGCCUUUUCCGUUGGCUUGUUCAUCGCAUCAACAAAGCUUUGGACAGGACAAAACGACAGGGAGCUUCUUUCAUUGGCAUUUUGGAUAUUGCUGGUUUUGAAAUCUUUGAACUAAACUCAUUUGAACAGCUGUGUAUCAACUACACCAAUGAAAAGUUGCAACAGCUGUUUAACCACACCAUGUUUAUCUUGGAACAAGAGGAAUACCAGCGAGAGGGCAUCGAGUGGAAUUUCAUUGACUUUGGUCUGGAUCUGCAGCCUUGCAUUGACCUCAUUGAAAGACCUGCAAAUCCUCCUGGUGUAUUGGCUCUGCUGGAUGAGGAAUGCUGGUUUCCCAAGGCUACUGAUAAGACAUUUGUGGAAAAGUUGAGCCAAGAACAAGGUACUCAUUCAAAAUUCCAAAAGCCAAGACAACUCAAAGACAAAGCUGACUUCUGCAUAAUUCAUUAUGCUGGCAAGGUGGAUUACAAGGCAGAUGAAUGGCUUCUGAAAAACAUGGACCCGCUCAAUGACAAUGUAGCAACCCUCUUACACCAAUCAUUGGACAAGUUUGUGGGAGAGUUGUGGAAGGAUGUUGACCGCAUUGUGGGUUUGGACCAAGUGGCUGGCAUGAAUGAGACUGCCUUUGGUGCUGCAUACAAGACCAAGAAGGGCAUGUUCCGCACGGUGGGACAACUAUACAAAGAGUCCUUGGCCAAACUAAUGGCAACACUCCGCAACACUAACCCCAAUUUUGUACGUUGCAUCAUUCCAAACCAUGAGAAACGGGCCGGAAAGCUUGACCCUCACUUGGUGCUUGACCAGUUACGCUGCAAUGGUGUAUUGGAGGGAAUAAGAAUCUGCCGUCAAGGAUUUCCAAACAGAAUAGUCUUCCAAGAGUUCAGACAGAGGUAUGAAAUCCUGACUCCCAACUCCAUUCCAAAAGGCUUCAUGGAUGGCAAACAAGCAUGUGAACGAAUGAUUCAUUCCUUGGAAUUGGACUCCAAUUUAUUCCGUAUUGGCCAGAGCAAGAUCUUCUUUCGUGCCGGGGUUUUAGCGCAUUUGGAAGAAGAGCGGGAUCUGAAGAUCACUGAUAUAAUCAUUCUAUUCCAAGCUGUCUGCCGUGGUUAUCUGGCACGAAAGGCAUUCUUACGAAAGCAACAACAGUUGAGUGCACUGAAGGUUUUACAAAGGAACUGUGCUGCUUACCUGAAGCUCAGACACUGGCAAUGGUGGCGACUCUUCACCAAGGUGAAGCCACUGUUACAGGUAACCCGUCAGGAGGAAGAAUUGCUUUCCAAAGAGGAUGAGCUGACAAAGGUGAAAGAGAAACAUGUAAAGGUGGAGGCAGAUCUUACAGCAAUGGCAAGAAAGAAUCAGCAGGUAAUUGAAGAGAAGAAUAUUCUGGCCGAACAGCUGCAAGCUGAGACUGAGCUCUUUGUAGAAGCAGAGGAAAUGCGAGUACGUCUAGCCAAUAAAAAGCAGGAACUGGAGGAAAUCUUGCACGAUUUGGAAGCGAGAGUGGAGGAAGAGGAGGAACGAAACCAGCAAAUUCAGAAUGAAAAGAAGAAAAUGCAACAACAUAUUCAGGAUCUAGAAGAACAACUCGAUGAAGAGGAAGGAGCUCGGCAGAAGCUUCAGCUCGAGAAAGUUACAGCAGAGGCUAAAAUCAAGAAAGUGGAAGAAGAAAUCUUGAUGUUGGAAGACCAGAAUUCUAAAUUAACAAAAGAGAAAAAAUUGUAUGAAGACCGGCUUUCUGAGUUUGCUUCGCAACUGGCAGAGGAGGAGGAAAAGGCAAAGAGUUUGAAUAAAGUCAAGAACAAGCAGGAGAUGAUGAUCACAGACCUAGAAGAACGUUUGAAGAAGGAGGAGAAAACCAGACAAGAACUGGAAAAAUCAAAGAGAAAACUGGAUGGUGAGACCACAGAUUUACAAGAUCAAAUCGCUGAGUUACAGCAGCAGAUUGAGGAACUGAAGAUACAAUUGGUGAAGAAAGAAGAGGAGCUCCAGGCUGCCCUGGCCAGAGGUGAUGAAGAGAUUGUUCAGAAAAACAAUGCGAUCAAACUAAUCCGGGAGCUGCAGGUUCAGAUUUCCGAGCUACAGGAGGACCUGGAAUCGGAGAAGGGUGCCCGCAACAAGGCAGAUAAGCAGAAGAGAGAUCUAAGUGAAGAGCUGGAAGCUUUGAAGACUGAAUUGGAGGAUACUUUGGAUACCACAGCGGCUCAGCAAGAACUGAGAUCCAAACGUGAGCAGGAGGUAGCUGAGCUCAAGAAGGCCAUCGAAGAGGAGACUAAGGCCCAUGAAGUCCAAAUCCAGGAUAUUCGUCAAAGACACAGUACUGCCCUGGAGGAGCUCUCCGAACAGCUUGAACAAGCCAAGAGGCACAAGGGCAACUUGGAAAAGAGCAAACAGGGUUUGGAAAAUGAUAACAAGGAGAUGGCUGGUGAGGUGAAGAGUUUGCAGCAUGCAAAGGCUGAAUCUGAGCAUAAACGCAAGAAGCUUGAAUCGCACGUACAGGAGUUGCAGCUCAAGUUUGUAGAGAGUGAAAAGGCAAAAGCUGAAUUUUUUGAUAAGUCCCACAAGCUUCAGAAUGAAUUAGACAAUGUCUCUGGACUUCUCGAGGAAGCUGAGAAGAAAGCAAUAAAACUAACGAAAGAUACUGCCAAUUUGGAAUCUGCACUUCAAGAUGCACAGGAGCUGCUACAAGAGGAGACACGGCAAAAACUGAACCUCAGCAGUCGCAUUCGACAACUGGAAGAAGAGAAGAACAAUCUCCAAGAGCAGCAGGAGGAAGAUGAGGAAUUGAAGAAGAGUCUUGAGAAGCAGGUGGCCAUUCUCCAAAUCCAGUUGACUGACGCAAAGAAGAAAGUGGAUGAAGAUGUGACAACAAUAGAUGGCCUGGAAGAGGCCAAGAGAAAACUUCUGAAAGAUGUGGAAGCGCUCACUCAACGCUUUGAGGAGAAAACAGUGGCCUUUGAUAAAAUGGAGAAAACCAAAAACCGCCUCCAACAGGAGCUUGAUGAUCUGUUGGUGGACCUUGACCAUCAACGUCAAAUUGUCUCCAAUCUUGAGAAAAAACAGAAGAAAUUUGAUCAGAUGCUGGCUGAGGAGAAGAACAUUUCUGCUCGCUAUGCUGAGGAAAGGGAUAGAGCUGAGGCUGAGGCCAGAGAAAAGGAGACAAAAACGCUGCUGUUGACCCGAGCGCUGGACGAGGCUCUUGAAGCUAAAGAAGAGCUGGAGAGACACAACAAGCAACUCCGCGCUGAAAUGGAGGACCUGAUGAGCUCCAAGGAUGAUGUGGGCAAGAAUGUACAUGAACUUGAGAAAUCCAAGCGGGCCUUGGAGCAACAGGUGGACGAGAUGAGGACCCAGCUCGAGGAGCUGGAGGAUGAGCUGCAGGCCACAGAAGAUGCCAAGCUUCGUUUGGAGGUCAAUAUGCAGGCCAUGAAGGCCCAGUUUGAGCGGGACCUGCAGGCCAGAGAUGAGCAGAAUGAAGAGAAGAAGAGAAUGUUGGUUAAGCAGGUUCGUGAGCUUGAAGCAGAGCUGGAAGAUGAACGGAAGCAGCGUGCGCAAGCAGUCGCCCUGAGGAAGAAGCUGGAGAUGGACCUUAAAGACCUGGAAGCACAAAUUGAGGCAUCGAAUAAAGGUCGUGAUGAGGCAAUUAAACAACUCCGUAGGCUUCAGGCACAGAUGAAGGACUACCAGCGUGAGCUGGAAGAGGCUCGUGUUUCCAGAGAUGAGAUCUUCGCUCAGUCAAAGGAGAAUGAAAAGAAGCUGAAGAGUUUGGAGGCAGAAAUCUUGCAGCUUCAUGAGGAACUGGCAGCUUCGGAGAGAACACGUCGCCAUGCAGAACAGGAACGUGACGAGUUGGCAGAUGAGAUUGCAAAUAGCACAUCUGGAAAGUCUACUCUCCUGGAUGAGAAGCGUCGCCUUGAGGCUCGCAUUGUCCAGUUAGAGGAAGAGCUUGAGGAAGAGCAGAGCAACAUGGAGCUUCUCAAUGACAGGUUCCGCAAGACUACCAUGCAGGUUGAAACUCUGAAUUCGGAGCUUGCCAGUGAGCGCAGUACUGGACAGAAGAGUGAAAAUGCACGGCAACAGCUUGAGCGUCAGAAUAAAGAACUUAAAGCCAAGCUGCAAGAGCUGGAGGGAUCAGUCAAGUCCAAAUUCAAAUCCACCAUUUCGGCACUGGAGUCUAAGAUAGCACAACUGGAAGAACAACUAGAACAGGAAGCAAAGGAGCGUGCGACAGCCAACAAGUUGGUGAGACGCACGGAGAAGAAGCUGAAGGAAGUCUACAUGCAGAUUGAAGAUGAACGUCGGCAUGCCGAUCAGUACAAAGAACAGGUGGAGAAGUCAAACUCGCGCAUGAAGCAGCUGAAGCGGCAGCUGGAGGAAGCGGAGGAAGAAUCCACUCGUGCCAACGCCGCCCGUCGGAAACUCCAGCGAGAGCUGGAUGACACCACAGAGACGGCCGAGGCCAUGAACCGAGAGGUCAACACUCUGAAGAGCAGGCUCAGGAGAACUGGUACUGGCCUGACCUUCACCACCAGUCGAGCUGGAAGGCGAGCACUACAGCUGGAGGGCACCGCCCUUGAACUCUCAGACGAUGACGUGGACAACAAAGGCGGUGGGGAUGUCAAUGAAUCAGUAAACCAAGCACAGUAGAUAGAGUUUGCAUGGAAUUCCUUUCUCUGGUCCAAGAGAGGCUGAAGAUUAAAAUGAUUACUGAACUGAUGACUUCUGAUUCUUUCCUACCUAUUUUAAGUUUAAAAAAAAAAAGGCAAAUGAUCAAAUAAGCCAUGUCCUCUUGCAUCUUAAUUUUCUUUAUCUUGACUUGCUGCACCCAGCAUAUUAUAUCCUAAAUCUUCUUUGUACUAAUUUGAGCACACUUUGAAUGUUAAGCUGCACCCGAACCACAAUAAAAUCUGGACAUUAGGGUGUAAUCAGGAGAAGUCUUGAGUAUUGUUAUGCAUGCUACAUGUACAAAUAUGUAUUUUCAUAUAUAAUUUUGUGGGCAACGGCUUAGAAUUUAUCAAGUUAUUAGUCUGUGGCCAAUUGCUGCUUAAAAGAUCAAACUGUGAGCAUUGCUGGAUCUGUGUAAACAAGUUUUAUAACGAGGAAGGAGAAAGCUAAAUAUGUCUACUAGGAUGGCGAUCUCUGGUUAGUAUCAUGUUAAGUGCAGGCACUGGCCUGUGUUGUUAGUGCCAAUGUGUACUUGGAGUAACCAGGGAUUAAUAACUCACCCAAACUUAGCUACACUGAAAUAUCCUUGAAUUAUCAUCAGUCACUGAAUUGUCAUUUAAUUCACUUAUCGGCAUUGUGAUUUAUAACAUGCAUUCACUCCAAUCACUCCAGUUUCUUGGAAACCUUUUCAAAUUGCUAGUAGGGACUCGAUAGUAACAGUGGCCCUUGCAGUCCGUGUAAUUUACACACAUCAUUUUGAAGUACAACAAUUAGAUUGGUAGCUAAAUCGUGAUUAAAAUUUACAUGUUUAGUGUUUGAACUCUUAUGUUUUCCCCCCAAAUAAGCUGCUUACAUUAACUUACACAGUGGACGGGGAUAUUUCUGAUAUUGUUUAAUGGCCUAUUCCAUUCUUAAUUACUAACUUUACCCCAGAAUGUGGAUGAAAACGUUUAAUCAAUGGGGCCCAGCACCAGGUAAUUGGCUUUUUGUAUUUGACCAUUUAAAUCUCGGAGCUGUUCUGAUCAGCUGCAGUCCCCACAAUCUGAUCCUAUAUGACUUCACUUCCAAAGUGUUCGACUAAUGGUUUGUUUUUAAAAUAUGGAGUGAUGGACACGUUCUGAAGUUUAUAAAAUAUUUGCAUAAAUUGCCAUGCGCUGCCAGAUGCUGCAUGAGUCAAAAUCAUACAAAAGUGUAUGAAUCUUUAUUCAAAGCAGAGUUCCAUUAGAAUUUAAGACAUUUCAGAAUAGUGCCUUAAACAUGGCUUAUAAUUUGGUUACAAGACCAGGCAUCACAGUCAAAACUGAUAAUACACUAUGCUGAGCAAGUAACCAUUAAAAUGGUUUUAUAUUGUAUGCAGCUGAGCUUCAUGCCUUGUACAAUCCCUGUGAUCAGAAUGUAAAUAGGGGUUAACUUGGUGUUUUGAAUAUGUACCUUGAGCCUUCUGCACCAUGCAGCCAUUUCUUAAUAACUUGUUUAAAGCUUUAAAAUCUGAAGUAUGUUUGUUUCUGUACCAGCUGGUCACCAGGCACUGUCACUCUCAUACCUUGUAUACCUGUAUUUCUAGACAGCUGUACCAUUCAAUACACAAUUCUUUGGAAGCAACACUUUUUUUAAGAAAACAAUAAACUUAAGUGCAACAUUUGA